Molecule: messenger RNA, 2839 nt
Organism: Vicia villosa (hairy vetch)
Lineage: Eukaryota; Viridiplantae; Streptophyta; Magnoliopsida; Fabales; Fabaceae
Product: gamma-tubulin complex component 4 homolog
Exons: 16
Coding region: 179-2383 (734 amino acids)
Biological process (GO): mitotic cell cycle; spindle assembly; microtubule nucleation
Cellular component (GO): equatorial microtubule organizing center; gamma-tubulin complex; spindle pole
Molecular function (GO): microtubule minus-end binding; gamma-tubulin binding
Source: RefSeq, a predicted model, not a curated record
AACGAAAGAAGAAAAAAUAAAUCCCUGUGCGUUUUUGGAGCAGUUGGCGGAAAGAACUCAAUUCAGACUGAACUCUCUCUUCAACUCAACUCAACCAAACUUCAAAUCUCUCUUCCUUCAAUUUCUUCAUCGUUCUUCCCACACAAACGAUAAUACGUUAGUUUCUCAAUACACAACAAUGUUGCACGAGCUUCUCUUGGCAUUAUUAGGUUACACCGGCGACCUAAUCAUCGACCGGAGAGACAAUCUCUCCGCCGUUACUCCAAUCUCCGACGAGUGCACUUUCAAGCUCGCUCCCGACAUUUCCUUUAUCGAUCCCAGUGACAGGGAACUUAUUGAGAGGAUAAUCACGUUGGGGUUUUAUUACAGAGAGUUAGAGCGAUUUUCAGCCAAGUCUAGGAAUUUAAACUGGAUUAGGUCGGAAAAUGCUAGCCUUUUGGAGAAUAAGGAGAAGCCUAGUGUUUAUCGUAGGGCUCUUGCCAAUGGCAUUGUUGAGAUCCUGUCAGUUUACACGUCUUCGAUUCUUCAUAUUGAACAAUUGUUGUUGGCUGAAACCAUGCCCAUUUUGGCAACAGUUACUCAAGGCCUUAACAAGUUUUUUACCCUUUUGCCACCUUUGUAUGAGCUUAUCCUAGAGAUUGAGCGCGGUGAUAUUCGUGGUGGUCAGCUUCUUAAUCUUUUACAUAAAAAAUGCCAUUGCGGAGUUCCUGAAUUACAAACUUGCAUACAGAGGCUUCUAUGGCAUGGACAUCAGGUCAUGUAUAAUCAGCUUGCAUCAUGGAUGGUUUAUGGGAUUCUUGAAGACCGGCAUGGGGAGUUUUUCAUUAGCAGGCAAGAAGAUAGAACUGUAGAAAAUAGCACACCUCAUGUAGAAAUCUCUGAAAGGUUGGCACGUUUAUCAACUACCGAGGCAUCGUUAACUGAUUGGCACAUGGGCUUUCAUAUUUCUUUGGAUAUGUUGCCAGAAUAUAUACCCAUGCGUGUUGCAGAAUCAAUUCUUUUUGCUGGAAAAGCUGUCAGGGUUCUGAGGAAUCCAAGUCCUUCUUUCCUGUCUCGGGAUGAUGUCUAUCCUCAAGUACCUAAAAGCUUUCCGAAAAUACAUGGAUUUGCAGGGCGUUUUAAUUUUCAAAGAGAGUCUAUAAUGAAUACCGGGAUGGAAGGAGAAGAUUUGCUUCCGCAAUCUGAGGCAGAUAAGAUUGAAAAUAUGCUUAUUGAUCUAAAGGAAUCAUCCGAAUUUCAUAAAAGGUCAUUUGAGUGUGCAGCGGACUCCAUUCAGGCUAUUGCAGCCAGUCAUCUCUGGCAGCUUGUGGUUGUACGUGCCGACUUGAAUGGCCACCUGAGGGCUCUGAAAGACUAUUUUCUUCUGGCAAAAGGAGACUUCUUCCAGUGUUUCCUCGAGGAAAGUAGACAGUUAAUGCGGUUGCCACCUCGUCAGUCAACUGCUGAAGCCGAUCUUAUGGUUCCAUUUCAGCUGGCUUCAUUAAAAACUAUCGGUGAAGAAGACAAGUAUUUCUCGAAAGUGUCAUUGCGGAUGCCAUCUUUUGGAAUCACAGUUAAAUCUUCACAAUUAGAUUUACCAAAGGCAACCUCUGCUUCUGUAGAUGGCAUCUCUGGUGCUUCCCUUUCAGAAAUGUCGGUUGAUGGUUGGGAUGGUAUUGCUCUCGCGUAUUCUGUUGAUUGGCCAUUGCAUUUGUUCUUUACUCAAGAAGUCCUCUCCAAGUACCUUAAAGUAUUUCAAUACUUACUGCGGCUUAAACGAACACAAAUGGAGUUGGAGAAGUUAUGGGCAUCAGUAAUGCAUCAGUACCACAGUAUUUUUGCCAAAAGUAAAAAAAAAGACCAAGACAAAAGCCCAACGACACAGCAGAGGGAUCAAAGAUUUCGAUCAAUGUGGCGUGUUAGAGAACAUAUGGCAUUCUUAAUCAGAAAUCUCCAAUUUUAUAUUCAGGUGGAUGUGAUAGAGUCUCAGUGGAAUAUUCUACAGUCUCAUAUUCAAGAUUCUCACGACUUUACGGAACUCGUGGGCUUUCAUCAAGAGUAUCUAUCAGCAUUGAUUUCCCAAACUUUCUUGGACAUUGGUUCUGUUUCAAGGAUACUGGAUGGCAUCAUGAAGCUUUGCCUGCAAUUUUGCUGGAAUAUUGAGAACCAAGACAACUUCUCUAAUACUUCUGAAUUGGAACACAUAGCCGAGGAAUUCAACAAGAAAUCAAAUUCCUUGUACACUAUACUGCGCAGCAGCCGACUUGCUGGAAGUCAGCGGACUCCAUUUUUGAGACGUUUUCUCUUGCGGUUAAAUCUGAAUUCCUUCUUUGAGUCAACUGCAAAGGGGGUUAUGAAUGUUGUCAGGCCACGUCCUACGCUUCCUGGUUUAAAUCAGCAGUAGUAAAGUUCAAAAUUUCUCACUUGUAAAGUUAUUAUAUGGCACGUGGCCUUCGGUCGAGAAAAUUUUCCCUCGCCAUCGUCUUGUUUGGAGGGAGAAUUUAAUGCUGACAAUCAAGUUGCUAUCUAUUUGCCGUCGCUGUUGGACCAUCCUGCAGCUGCCAUUUAGAUGUCAGCUACACAUCUUAUAUUCUAUUUUGAGAAUGUGGUUGUUGAUCCCGUUGAUUUUGAUUGGUUUUAUUGUAACACUGGACGGUUUGGUUUUAUUGAAAACUCUGAGAAAACAUCCAGUUCGGUUUCAAAAUUGGUAGUGCAUUGACUAGGUUUUCUAAAUUAUCAAUAUAUAUGAAUAUCUCUGAGACUAUUCAUAUUAAAUUGUUAAUGUUGGAGAUGUAUUUAAAACUAAUAAAAGUAUGAUAGACACAUUUGAUAGCAAAUCUAGACAGAAAGUUUUGAUUAA